UGAAUUGCUGUUCUCGACUCAUUGAUAACGAACCACCGAAUCGGAUUAUCUACUAUCGUCAAGCGGAACGACGAUACGUCUAUAUUCCCCGUAGCCCGAAUACGCGCUAUUGACCACAGGAGGAACCGGGGCUCAUUUUCCCUGCCAAGCAUUUCUUCCAGAAUGUCAUCAUUAACGAAUUCGGCUUGCCUAUUCAUCCUGCCUGUUGCCCUGUGUCUGAUGCUGAGCCAGUGUCCGGUGGGGGCGUCGGCCAGGAGGUGUCACUCCAUCUACAAGGGCUUCGCCCAGUGUCUGAUGAGCCUGGGGGACAGCCUGACGGACGGGGCGCGGCAGGACGAAGACGCCCACGGACUACACUCCAUCUGCAGGUCCUGGGACCAGUUCCACGACUGCGCCAACGGGGCCAUGGCGGGCUGUCCGGAGGAGGCGGCCGUGGUCUGGGAGUCUCUGCGCCGGGAGUCCAAGAAGAUGCAGUUCUCAGGGAACCUGUACGACAUGUGCUCCCCCCGCAGUGCCCAGCCCGCCCCCCGGGAGGACAUCAACCAGGAGUCCCUGAGAGCCCGCGCCCACCCCGCGGCCGGCCCCGCCCACUUCCUGCUUCUCCUCCCUCUGCUGUUGCUGUUGUCAUGGAUACAGUGAGAUACCCUCCCCCCACCAUCAGCACCAGGACUGCUCCACUUCUUCUCCUGAGCACAGAGACUAGCGCCAGUGUCCACCUUCUGCAUGUUCAUCCUCUCUAGUAGCACUGCUCCGCUGGUCCACACGUAUGCUUUGCCUUCAAGGUUAUUGACACACAC
Gadus chalcogrammus (walleye pollock) is the source of this 797-nucleotide messenger RNA. RefSeq names its product neuritin-like protein. NCBI's taxonomy places the organism in Eukaryota, Metazoa, Chordata, Actinopteri, Gadiformes, Gadidae. The record is from RefSeq and is a predicted model, not a curated record. The transcript is spliced from 3 exons. Gene Ontology annotation, biological process: nervous system development; neuron projection extension. Gene Ontology annotation, cellular component: plasma membrane. Bases 163 to 639 code for a protein of 158 amino acids.